AUGAACUCUAGCUAUCCAUCUGAAGUCGGUCGCGACAACAACGACUUUGAUUUUGCAUUCAACGAUAGCAAGUUCUCCGAUCGUCUUCUUUGCGUCGAGAUAGUUUCCGAGCCGCUAGGGUUUACACCAGAUGGAGAGGGUAGUAUCAGCCUGGCCACUCGAAAUCGUAAACGCCGUAGAGAAGAUAUUACAGAAGAAAACGUGUUCGCUGUCGACAAUGCUGCUGAAUAUUCAGAUGAACAAGUUCUCGAUCAGCUCGAUCAUAUUGUUGAUAAUGGCAAGGACAAUGAAAUCCAAGAUGAAGAGCAGGAAUCAAUGAUUGAAGAAUCACAUACACCAUUAGUUGCAAGAGUUAAAACCAUACAUAUUAGCUCCCCCAUUUUAGCUGCAAAGAGUCCAUUUUUCUACAAGCUCUUUUCAAACGGGAUGAAAGAAUCAGAAGAACCCAAUGUAAACCUGCAAAUCAAUGCCUCGGAGGAAGCUGCCUUCAUGGAACUCCUGAACUUCAUAUACAGCAAUACCUUGACAUCAACUUCUGCUCAUGCUCUUCUUGAUGUUCUAAUGGCUGCUGACAAAUUUGAAGUCUCUUCAUGCAUGAAACAAUGCAGCAGUCUGUUAAGAAAUCUGCCUAUGACACAUGAAUUAGCAUUACUUUAUCUCGAUCUUCCUUCCACUGUUUCAAUGGCUGAAGCAGUUCAGCCAUUAACAAAUGCUGCAAAAAAGUUCUUAACUGUCCGCUACAAAGACAUAACCAAGUCUCGAGACAUUAUUCUCAAUUUACCCCUUGGCACGUUUGAGGCGAUUUUGUCGAGCGACGCCCUCCAGGUGCCAUCCGAGGAUGCAGUUUACGAUUUUGUCCUCAAGUGGGCCCGGAUUCACUACCCUAAAAUGGAAGAACGACGCGAAAUUUUAACGACACGUCUAGCAAAAUGUAUCCGGUUUCCUUACAUGACAUGCAAAAAGCUGAGAAAAGUCAUGACACAUGACGAUUUUGACCCUAAAUUCGCUCAAGAAGUGGUACUCGAAGCCCUCUUUUUCAAAGCAGAAUCCAAAUCCCCUAACAAAAACUCUAAUCCCCCACGGGCCUACGAGUUAAGACCCGUGAAGGUUAUAAGGUUCAAGCUGCCACGUCAGCAAUGCAUUGUAUACUUGGAUUUAAAACGUGAGGAGUGUGAAAGUUUGUUUCCUUCAGGAACAAUUUACACGGAAGUGUUUCGUUUUGGGCGAAAAGUGUUUUCUUUGGCUGUGCAAUGUAUCAUGAGCCAACAAAGUGUGCGUCGUUUCGGGCUUUUACUAGCGAUGCAGGAAAAAGGUUUGGGCCCAUUUAAGGUUACUUAUGAGUUUGCGGCCCGGUUAAAGCCCAACAAGGAGUAUAGUAGUAUAAAUAAAGGGACUCAUAAUUUUACAAGUGGAAAAGCUGUUGGUUAUUGGAUACCUUGGAAUUCAUUUAUUUGUGAUCGAAGUAAUUAUUUUAUUAAUGGUGUUCUUCACCUUAGGGCUGUGAUUACCGUUAUUAGGCAACCACCAAAACGACAAAUUUAA
Messenger RNA from Lactuca saligna, 1542 nucleotides. Lineage: Eukaryota; Viridiplantae; Streptophyta; Magnoliopsida; Asterales; Asteraceae. The record is from the annotation of a GenBank genome assembly.